AUGAAGCAGCCACAGCAGGUGCUGCAAGCUGCCCAGAGUUGGACUUCACCCCCAAAGGCCCCCUCCUCCAUCGCCUCCCGAGACAGACGGAUGCCAACAGGGUCUCUCUGCCUGACGAGGAUUUCACCUGGGACCUCCUGCAUGCAAAGCAUUGAAUUUGAGACCUUAAAAAAAAUGUUUAAAGGUACGGUGUGUGGAAAGUGCUUUAGUCAGAAUGGAAUCCUUAAUGUACACCAACAAAGUCAUAUACGGGAGAAACCAUUUAAAUGUAUGGAGUGUGGAAAGAGCUUCACUAAAGGUUUACAACUGAACAUACAUCUAUGA
This is a messenger RNA of Podarcis lilfordi (Lilford's wall lizard), 324 nucleotides long. NCBI's taxonomy places the organism in Eukaryota, Metazoa, Chordata, Lepidosauria, Squamata, Lacertidae. The record is from the annotation of a GenBank genome assembly.